AUGCAGAGCGAGGACGAGGACGCGGACGCGGGCCAGGAGUCCGACGGCGAGCAGGUCGACGAGUUUCCCGAGAUUGACACGAGGAGUGACAGUGAGGAAGAAGAAGAAGAAGACGUUGAUGUAGAGGAGGGCGACGAAGACGAUGAAGAGGACGAAGACGAAGAGGACGAGGAUGAGAGCGAGGACGAAUUUUCCGACGCUAGCAUUCAUCCUUUCCCGAAAGCCAAAACCGUCGUUUCUGGCAUUACUGGUCAGCCAAAACGAGUAUAUCCACCGAUAGAGCCGGACUACGACUCGGACUCGUCUACCGAAGAUAUCCCCAACCGUGUCGGAAAUGUCCCUAUGCAUUGGUACGACGAUCUGCCACAUAUAGGGUACAAUAUUAAUGGCAAGAAGGUCCUGCGUCCCGCACGAGGAGAUGAGCUCGACAAAUUCCUGAAGACGGUAGAGGACCCAGAGACAUGGACAUCUGCUUUCGAUGAGAAAGCCCAGAUGGACAAGCCUCUUACGACCGAUGAACUGGACCUCAUUCGCCGGUUACAGGAGAAUGAGAAUCCUGAUGCCGGCUACAAUCCUUACGAGCCUACAGUGGAGUGGUUCACAGGGAAGGGAAAGGAGGAGAUUAUGCCGUUGUCCGCUGCUCCAGAGCCAAAGCGUCGCUGGGUACCCAGUAAGUGGGAGAAGCAGAAGGUUAUGAAGAUCGUCCGUGCAAUUCGCCAAGGCCGUAUCAUACCCAACAAGCCCAAGACAGCCUCUGAUAAGCCUCAGUUCUUCAAUAUCUGGGCUGAAGAACCUUCGAACCAGCCCCCACCGCUCCCGGCACCUAAACCUCGUCUUCCGACACACGCCGAGUCAUACAACCCGCCAGAGGAAUAUCUGCCAACGGAAGAGGAAAAGAAAAGUUGGGAAGAAACUGACAGGGAAGACCGCGAGCGCGAAUACCUUCCCCAGAAGUUCCCCGCCUUGCGACUCGUGCCUGCAUACAACCAAUUCAUCCAGGAGCGUUUCCAAAGACAGCUCGACCUAUAUCUUGCUCCGCGUGUUACGCGCACGAAGCUGCAAAUCGAUCCGAACAGCCUCGUCCCGAAACUGCCCAGUCCGAGCAGCCUCAAGCCGUUCCCUGUGUACAAGUCUCUCGAGGUUAUACACGACAAAGGCCGUACACGCAGCGUCGGCAUUAGCCCCGACGGUACAUGGGCCGCGAGCGGGGAUGAGAACGGCGUUGUCAGUGUGUGGGAGGUUGUCGUUGGCAAGGUCGUCAAGAGCUGGAAGUUCAAAGGCAAGGUCGGUGCAGUUGAGUGGUGCCCUCGCAUAGACGUUUGUUUCCUGGUUGUUGCAACCGAGGAGCAGCUACACUUCCUCACCCCACCCAACUUGCCUACCUCUGUCCUUGUAGCAACACAAGCAGCGCUUGCGCCAGCUCAACUUCCUCCUGCUCCGACCACUCCAUCGCCAGUCAAGUGGCAAUCGAUCUCCGCCGCAGCAUCCACAUCUGACUCACCGAUUCUUACUAUCAACCUGCCAUCCAACUCUGGCAUGCCGAAACAGGUGGCAUGGCACAGGAGGGGUGACUACUUGGCGACAGUUGCAAGCGGCGAAGGCCAGGGUGGUGUCUGGAUUCACCAGAUUUCACGGAGGCAUUCGCAGGCACCAUUCAAAAAGGUCAAAGGCGCUGUGCAGUUUGUCCUAUUCCACCCCACGAAGCCACACUUCUUCGUUGCAACACAGCGUUAUGUUCGGAUAUACAACCUUGCUGAGCAAAAGCUACUCAAGACGCUGCAGCCAGGUACCAGGUGGAUUUCGUCGAUGGACGUACACCCACUGGGAGACCACCUGAUUGUGGGUGGCUACGACCGCAAGCUGUGUUGGUUCGACCUCGAGCUCUCAGACAAGCCAUAUAAGAUCUUGCGAUACCACAGCCGCGCGAUCCGCAGCCUGCACUUCCACCCGACAUACCCGCUAUUCGCGUCGAGCAGCGAUGAUGGCUCGAUUCAGAUCUUCCAUGCGCGCGUGUACAACGACCUCAUGACGGACCCACUCAUCGUUCCGCUCAAGAUCUUGCGUGGCCAUCAGGUGCGCGAAGGACUUGGUGUGCUGCAAGUUAAAUGGGUAUCGAAGCAGCCCUGGCUGGUCAGUGCCGGGGCGGAUGGUCAUGUCGCCGUAUGGUGUAGCUAG
Molecule: messenger RNA, 2175 nt
Organism: Phanerochaete carnosa HHB-10118-sp
Lineage: Eukaryota; Fungi; Basidiomycota; Agaricomycetes; Polyporales; Phanerochaetaceae
Exons: 7
Coding region: 1-2175 (724 amino acids)
Biological process (GO): maturation of LSU-rRNA from tricistronic rRNA transcript (SSU-rRNA, 5.8S rRNA, LSU-rRNA); ribosome biogenesis
Cellular component (GO): PeBoW complex; preribosome, large subunit precursor
Molecular function (GO): protein binding; ribonucleoprotein complex binding
Source: RefSeq, a predicted model, not a curated record